This is a messenger RNA of Trematosphaeria pertusa, 1278 nucleotides long. RefSeq lists its product as uncharacterized. The record is from RefSeq and is a predicted model, not a curated record. The transcript has 2 exons. Bases 1 to 1278 code for a protein of 425 amino acids. Lineage: Eukaryota; Fungi; Ascomycota; Dothideomycetes; Pleosporales; Trematosphaeriaceae.
AUGGCCUCUGUCGACAGCAUCGAACUCGCCAAAGUUGCUGCUUCACCGCUCCCCGCAGACUACGAAGACCCAAACCACCCACACUUCCCGCAGAAUUUGGAAGCCCAAACCGGCCAGGUGAAGCUGCCUUGGUACACGAAGAAGAAAUCUCUCUGGGCUCUUGUCUGUGUUGGACUUCUUCUCACAACGCUGGCGGCGGCAGCUCUUGGAGGUUGGAAAUAUGCGCAACGCAGGGCUGUGGCCGCGCAAGCUCCUGCGAAUGCAAGUAUGACGGCGAGCCAGGCAGUCGAGUGGCAUACUACAGAAGUCACAGUAACUCAUCUCACUACCACGCAACUCAACACCACCACUAUUCCACCCCCAACGACCCGCACUCUCAGGCUGACUCCCAUCGGCGCGACAACAAUCUGGGACACCACAACAACAGUGCCGUUCUCAGCGCCGCUUCCCCCGAUUCCAGAAUCCGCAGCAUCAUCGAACGUGCCCUCUUCGAGCGCAACCCCCUCAUCCAACGCUCCUCCGCCCGCGACUCCUUCAAAUCCAAAGGCCGGGAAUGAUUGCACUGAGAUCGGAACGUAUUCCUCGAAGCAUAUAUGCCAAGAUCAUUGCGACGCACUGCCCCGGGAGGGGGAUACCAUUUCUCUGUUUAUCUUAACACCCUUACUUCCCUUGAAUGCGCAAGUCCUUCGAUCCAACUGUCAAAGUUCGCCGCAUUGUGACUACACAUUCCCCCUUCAUUAUACCUCCACUUCAUCCACCUUCUCCCAGCCACGUAUAACUACCGCCGCCAACGCCAAUACCGCUUCUCCCUGUAUUGCGAAACACACCCGUCCAUCAGAACAACUCAUCGUGGCCCAAACAUCCCUUCCCCAGUUCACGUCUCCGGAGCUCUUCCCCGAGCACCUGCCGGAUCGCCCCCGCGAACCGUCGCGCUUCGCAACCCUUAUACGGAAUCCGUACCUGCAAGCUGUGGUCGGAUUCAUUGCUGUCCUCCUGCUCAUCACGCUCGCGGUCUACAUAGGCAUCAGGCUGGGAAGUACGCAAAACCAGCACCGACGUUAUUCCUCCACGGAAGCCAUCGCCACGCAGAUACCAACGACGCCUCUCAGGUCAACACAAACGGUGUGUGUAACGAUGGAUAGUGUAGUAACCCAGCAUAUCACCGUAGAACUGAGCAGUCUCCAGAGCACGGCGUGGGUGACGAAGAUUGUUCCGACGCCUACAGUACGGUGCGCAGGAGGCGCGUUUUCGCAUCCGGAGUGUCAGAAAGGAAAAUGA